Messenger RNA from Phragmites australis (common reed), 1758 nucleotides. RefSeq lists its product as uncharacterized. The transcript has 9 exons. NCBI's taxonomy places the organism in Eukaryota, Viridiplantae, Streptophyta, Magnoliopsida, Poales, Poaceae. Bases 703 to 1584 code for a protein of 293 amino acids. The record is from RefSeq and is a predicted model, not a curated record.
CUUUCAUGGCAUGAGAAGGUUGGAAGCCAACAGAGAAGGGAAAGGGGAAGAGGAGGGGGGAACCUAAGAUGGAAACCAACAGUGGCAAUUAUUGUUUCGUGGCCAUUGCCGCUGGUGGCUUCCCCUUCCUAGCAGCAGCCAGCAGCUCUGGUGAAUUCCAACAGAGAUCGACUCCUCCCUCCUCGAUCUUGAUCUUUUUUCCGUGUGCAAGUUGUUAAAUUGGCACACGACUUCGGCUUUUGGAGGCAGGCAUAUACGGUCUACUGGUGCGGCGGGGCCGCCGCUUUUUCGGCCCUCUCUCCCCGGCCAUCCCAUUGGAGCGCGCAAAGCUGAGCGGCACCAUUUAAAGAAGCAAACUGCACUACCACCUCCACCACACCACCAAUUUCACACCACACGAACGCACACCUGGGGAUCAUACUGGACUGGAACUUGGCUUCUCCGGGGGUCUCCCUGCUGCAGCGCGAGGGCAGAUAGAUCGGAUUUGGGCUUAAAACAUAUUCUUGGGAGCUUCUAAAUCUGAAGUGAGUUGCUGUUAGUAGUCCAUACCUGGACGAAUUCUCGGAGCAGUAGGCACCAAACUUGUCCAGGUUGUGCUAAAAUGAAGAGCAGCCUGUAGCUAGUUUUGAAGUUGUUUCGGAGCUUGGAGUGCAUCCUUUGAGGCUGCAAGUACCAAAAUCUGCCCUCGAGUGUUUGCUGUGCAUGCAGAUGGCAUACGAUCCUAAUAUGAAUUUUGGGGCAUUUUCACAGUCACUCUGCAACCAGAAUGUGGUUUCAUUUCAGACAAGAACAACAGCUAGCGGGUCAGGAGGCACGCCAGUAUGCCUGGAUUGUUCCACUGGGAUGGACGCCAGUGUGGAGAUGUUGAGCACCACACCUUCAGUGGUUGUGCCCACUAGUUCAUCCAAUAUACCUGCUGAUUCCGGAAAGAACCUCAAAUAUGGAGGGCCGCUGGCUGCGGAUUGGACAUAUCCUGAACUUCAACUGCUGAAGGAUGGCAUGGAGAAAUAUGUAAAUGAACAAGGCAUCGUGAAGUAUAUAAAGAUUGCAGCUUCAUUACCAAACAAGACAGUAAGAGAUGUUGCGAUGAGGUGCCAGUGGGUAGGGAAAGUAAGUUCAAGACGACGGAAGCCUGAAGAAAACCAUAUUGGCAGAAAGAUAAAAGAAAGAAAGGAUAAAUUUGUAGAGCCUGCAGUGUGGGGUGCAAAUCAUCCUGUUCAGACAGACAUAAGAAACUCUUCAUUUAUGCCACAUAAUGUUCAAAACAAUCUGUUUCUAUCUGGAGCCUCUGAGAUAUAUCGUGCAGUGCAGCAUCUACUGGAAGAAAAUAAUCGGAUUCUUAAUCAAAUAGAAACAAAUAUUCUAACGUUUCAGGCUCAAAACAACAUUGAUCUAUUCCAUCGGGUAAGAGGGAACAUUAAUGAUCUUUUACAAAGCAUGAGUCAGAUGCCUGGAAUAAUGAGUACGAUGCCUCCACUUCACGUCUCAGUGAAUGAGAAUCUUGCUAACUUCGUGCUUCCUGGUCUUACAAUGGAACAAGUUCUUGGAAACAGCCAUUUCAAGGAGGAGCCAAGAGGAUGGUAGGUCACUGCCAACAGGUUUCAGUUAAGGCGAACUUUCGAACUUCAUCGGUAGAUGGAUGGAUUGCAUGGCGAAUUACUACUUCAUAUUGUACACCAAAUGGCGAUGAAUCGUCACCAAAGAUCCUGCUUUCUCUAUAUGAAAGCAAAAGGAGAGGUAACUGAAACCACUCUGCUG